This is a messenger RNA of Plenodomus lingam JN3, 900 nucleotides long. NCBI's taxonomy places the organism in Eukaryota, Fungi, Ascomycota, Dothideomycetes, Pleosporales, Leptosphaeriaceae. The record is from RefSeq and is a predicted model, not a curated record.
AUGGGGUGGCGCUACUUGUUAUUCACUCUCGGUGCGGUCACAUUGGUUGCAUUCCUCCUGCGAUCCGUUAUUUUUCGGUUUCAAGAGUCUCCAAAGUUUUUAGUGUAUCGCGGUGAAGAUACCAAAGCCGUGCAGGUGUUACACAAUAUAGCCCACUACAACGGCCGAACUUGUGGUAUAUCACUGGACAAAUUUGAGUCUUUAGACCGCGAUUCUGAUCUCGCCCAGAGUCGCAAACCUGUGCUUGGAAGCGGUGCUUUACAGCUCGAAUCGACAUGGGUCGACAAAGUCAAAUUCGAACAGCAUAGAUUCCGGCUCCUAUUCUCGGAUUUCCAAAUGACAAGGCUUACGAUUUUGGUAUGGCUGACCUAUAUCUGCGACUACUGGGGGUUUACUGUCGCUGCUCUCAAGAAUGGUGCGCUCAACCUCUCUCUGGACUACACCUACCGAUCUUACAUAUACAUUUACAUGCCGGGGGUCUUUGGUGUGCUUCUGGGAACGCUCGCAUACCGAGCACCGCGUAUCGGUCGCAAAUGGACGAUGGUAUCAUCAUCCGCAAUGAUGGCCAUAUCCAUCUUCUUGUUCAGCAGCGUAAACUCAGCAGCGUCUAACAUUGGCUUCAACAUCAUGGAAUACUUCUUCCAAUCCAUGUUCAACGCUGUUCUGUACGGAUGGACACCUUCAGCCUUCCCAGCCCCGAUAAGAGGAACCGCAUGUGGUAUCGCAAGCUUCUGGGGUAGACUGUUCGGAAUCAUUAGCCCGUUGAUUGCACAGCAUCUGUAUGCCGGAGGUAAGUCAGGCGAGAGGGAUAUCAACAGUGUGCUUUAUCUUGCUGGAGGCAUGACUGUGGGUUGCGUUAUUGCGACAGCAUUAUUGCCAACAAAUUUGCUCGGAAGGUAG